Molecule: messenger RNA, 1224 nt
Organism: Drechmeria coniospora
Lineage: Eukaryota; Fungi; Ascomycota; Sordariomycetes; Hypocreales; Ophiocordycipitaceae
Product: putative serine racemase
Exons: 2
Coding region: 1-1224 (407 amino acids)
Biological process (GO): pyruvate biosynthetic process; L-serine metabolic process; D-serine biosynthetic process
Molecular function (GO): threonine racemase activity; D-serine ammonia-lyase activity; ATP binding
Source: RefSeq, a predicted model, not a curated record
AUGGCAGACCUCUCGACGUGCCGUCCCCUCACGCGGGACUCAGUCAUGGAGGCUCACAAGAUCGUGGCACCGCACGUGCAUCGAACUCCCAUCAUGACGAGCCGGACGCUCUCGCGGAUGGCCUCUCAGGCCCGGACCGAGGACGAGCUCCAGGGCACCCGGUUCGAGGGCAGGGUGCCGGCACGGCCGCGGAUUCGGCUGUGGUUCAAGUGCGAGAACCUGCAGCGGGUGGGCGCCUUCAAGGUUCGGGGCGCCUUCCACGCCGUCCAGAGACUGACGGAGGAGGACGACUGGCUGGCGAAUGGCGGUCGGGAGAGAGGCGUGGUGACGCACAGCUCCGGCAACCACGCGCAGGCGCUGGCACUCGCGGCCAAGGAGCACGGCAUCAAGGCACACAUCGUCAUGCCCGCCGUUUCCCUGCCGCCCAAGAUUGCCGCCACGCGAGGCUACGGUGCACAAAUCGUCUUCAGCGGCAGCACGAGCUCCGAGCGCGAGGCUGCGGCUGCCAAGGUCGUCGCCGAGACGGGUGCCCGCCUCGUGCCGCCCUACGAUCACCCCGACAUCAUGCUCGGCCAGGGCACCAUGGGCAUCGAGCUGCAGGAGCAGGUGGAGGAGGCCAAGAGCAAGGUCGACGACGGUGACGGUGGCAAGGGCGGGGACAGGCCGGAAACGAAGUUUGGGUCGGCGUCGAAGGGGCUCGACGCCAUCAUGACGCCGUGCGGCGGCGGCGGCAUGCUCUCGGGCGUCGCGCUGUCCUGCGAGGGCACGGGAAUCCGCGUCUUCGGCGCCGAGCCAACCUACGAGGGCGCCGACGACGGCAAGAGGGGCUACUACGCGGGCGAGCGCGUCCGGUACGUGUCGACGAUGACGGUCGCCGACGGGCUGCGGACGCCGGUCGGGGUGCACCCCUGGAAGGUCAUCUACGAGCGCCGGCUGGUGUCGGGCAUGUACAGCGUGACCGAGGACGAGAUCAUGGCCGCGAUGCGCCUUCUUCUCGAGCGCUGCAAGAUGGUGGUCGAGCCGAGCGCAUGCGUGCCCCUGGCCGUCGUCCUGUUCGACGAGGAGUUCCGAGCCAUGGUCGAGAAGGAGGCGGGCUCGGACGGCUGGGAUCUGGGGCUCGUCCUGAGCGGCGGGAACGUGAACUUGGAGGCGAUGGGAGCCAUGUUCAGGGCAAAGAGCGUCAACUCGCAGCCGAUGGCGAGCCUGUUCGGGGCCAUGAGCUGA